Molecule: messenger RNA, 1281 nt
Organism: Eurytemora carolleeae
Lineage: Eukaryota; Metazoa; Arthropoda; Copepoda; Calanoida; Temoridae
Exons: 10
Coding region: 71-757 (228 amino acids)
Source: RefSeq, a predicted model, not a curated record
UUCAGAGCAAUGGGGUUUUAAAGACAGCAUAUUUUAGGUUAAUCUGAAUUUCAAGUAGGGGAAAUCCAAGAUGGCCGACUCUCAAGAGUACAAUUCGGAGGUUCUGUCAAACGGGCUUUUCCAUUCGGUCACAAAAAUAACUAUUCAUGGAUACAACGCCAGCAGUACAGGAGAUCUAGAUAUAAAUAUUACAAGUAAUCCUGACAGAUGGCAGACUAUAUUAAUUGCAACAGGCACCUUGUUUUUAGCUGGUACAAUCGUUUUUGUUUUCUAUAAACUUUGCACCAUAUCAUUAAGAUCUGUGAUGACCAAGAGGGGAAGAAGAAGACUAACACCACAGGAGGAGGCAUUAAAUGAAAUCCUAGCAAAUCAUGGAGCCCGACAAAUCCUUAGUUCACUUGCUAGAACAGCAAUCAAUUCACAGACGAAUAGAAGAAAUAGAGAUUUUGCUUCUCAAAACAGCAUAACAAGUCGAGGAACUGGAGAUGUUCUAGAUAUAUCAGAACGAGUUGUCAGGGUUUCCUUUGCACCGGAUGUGAGAGCUAUGGAAAGCGAGGACGAAAAAUCAUUAGGAGGAGAAAGUAUAAGAUCUGAACCACCACCAGCAUAUGAAACCCUCGCUAAUCCACCUUCACCUCCGCUCUACUCAGAACUAAAGAAAAAUACAAACUCUGACUCAACUCCAAUACCUGAAUCCACUCCUACGUCUGCUACAACUCCUACGUCUGAUCCAACUACUACUCCUAGUACUCACUGAUAAGUCGUCAUAAUUAUUCACUCUAAUAAGAACUCAAUUGACAAAAUUAGACUCAACUCCAAUACCUGAAUCCACUCCUAUUUCUUAUACAACUCCUACAUAUGAAUCCACUCCUUUUUCUUUUACAACUCCUAAAUCUGAAUCCACUCCUAUUCUUAUACAACUCCUACAUCUGAAUCCACUCCUACUUCUAGUUCAACUCCUACAUCUGAAUCAACUCUUAUUUCUAGUACAACUCCUAUUUCUAGUACAACUCCUACAUCUGAAACUAAUCCUUUUUCUACUACAACUCCUAUAUCUGAAUCAACGAAUCUACUCCUAUUUCUAGUACAAUUCUGCCACAUCUGAAUCAAUUCAUAUUUCUAGUACAACUCCUACAUCUGAAUCUACUCCUAUUUUUAUUACAAAUCCUCCUACUUCUAGUACUUCCUAAUAGCUUUAAACUUCAAAGCUUGGAUCAACUUCUAAAACUCCCAUUAAAUAGUUCUAACUUCUAGAGCUUUAAUAAACUGAUUAUACUUCAA